UACCGUUUAAAAGUCCAUGUAGUGGAUGACAUUGGGAAUUUAUCAUUGGUGUUAUGGGAUAAGCAUUGUAUAAGGAUACUUGGAAGGAGAGCUGAGGAGCUUUUAAAGAAAUCAGUAAGUUUACAAGCACUAUUGUUUUAAAAUUUCUUAUUUGGAUUUUUUAAGAAAUCAGCAAGUCAUUGACAUAUUGUUUUCGUGCAGGAGAAAGAAAGAGAAUUGCAAAUUGAAAUUGAGGAACUCGUAGAGAGGAAAAUGAUGUUUGAAAUUGAAGUAUCAAAAUCUCAAGAUUCACUAUAUGAAGACAGUUUUAGUGUGUCUCAGGUCUCUACAGAUCCUACUUUUAUUGAAAAACACUCCCAUGAGACACCAUCUACCCAAGAGUCAGUAUCCCAACCGAAACUUAAGAUGGUAGAUUUUGGGGUUGAAGAGAAUGUUGAUUCAAUAGCUGAUAAGGGUGAAACCAGUGUGAAAAGAGACGUCAUUAUUGACGUAGAGGGCUAGGAAGUCUUGGAGUGUGAUGACAAAAACAAAUUGAAGAGGGAUCUUUUGAAUGAUUUUGAAAUAACAGAGCAAGAGCAAUUGAAAAGGCCAAAAAAGUAUAUCAAAGUUGAAAAGGGAUGAGAGAGAAUGAUUUUAGAAAUAUUUUUCCCAAUUGCUGUCUUUUCUAUGUCUUGAGUGUACUAAAUAAGUGCUCUGGUACAGAAUGUUUUACCAUUUCCCCUUUCUUGAAUGUCAUUUAGUUUGAUUUCCAUCAGCUCUUAAAACAGCAGUCUAAAUUCACUUAUUUACAUUACAUAUCUAUUAGUACAAAGGCUGAACAUAUACCUGGCAAAACUCACCCGGUCCCGAUAACCCGAACCAAAUAACCCGGCACCGAACCG
This is a messenger RNA of Cuscuta campestris, 881 nucleotides long. The record is from the annotation of a GenBank genome assembly. NCBI's taxonomy places the organism in Eukaryota, Viridiplantae, Streptophyta, Magnoliopsida, Solanales, Convolvulaceae.